ACAAGGGAGGGACGGGGGGUUAGAGUUCAUUCAAAAUUUCACAACGGUGUCAGUCCUCGGAACAACAGCGCUGUGCUGAGCAGCGAGUAUUGCCGUUUCCGGGUAGUAGCGGAUAACACAGCUGCAGAGGGGAUGCAGGCCCACAGGAAGCUGGUGAACAGUGUGCAGGGCUGUGUCGAUGAGGCUCUGUGGGGGAUGGUGAGUGGCCAUGGAGGUCUGACUCUGUUGGAGGGGCAGCGCGUGGUCCUGCGCUCCGACCUGGGGGCUCUGAGGGGCCGUGUUGCCCUGGUGGCUGGGGGAGGCUCCGGCCAUGAACCCGCACAUGCAGGCUACAUUGGCAAGGGGAUGCUGUCAGGGGUCGUGGCGGGGGCGGUGUUUGCGUCACCCCCUCCUGGCAGUGUGCUGGCAGCGAUCCUUGCGAUGUGGCGGGGGGGAGCAUCAGGCGUGCUGCUCAUUGUGAAGAACUACACUGGUGAUCGGCUGAAUUUCGGGCUGGCGUUGGAGCAGGCACGAGCAAAGGGAGUGCCUGUCAGCAUGGUUGUAGUGGCUGACGAUUGUGCCUUCACUGCACCGAGCAAGGCUGGGAGAAGGGGCCUGUGUGGCACUGUGCUCGUUCACAAGCUGGCUGGAGCCCUUGCAGAGGAGGGGCGAACCCUGGAUGAAAUAGUGCAAAAAGUGAAUGAAGCAGCCCAAGGGAUCGGCACUUUGGGGGUCAGCCUGUCUCCCUGCAGUGUUCCUGGUUCUUGCCCAAACUUUGAGUUACCGCCAGGGGAGAUGGAACUGGGACUGGGAAUCCACGGGGAGCCUGGCAUCAAGAGGUCCAAGGUGGGCACUGCGGAUGAGGUAGUGAAAUUCAUGAUAGAUCACAUGACCGACCCCUCCAGCCAAUCACAUCUCCCUCUGAAAGCAGGGGACACUGUAGUGCUGGUUGUCAAUAACCUGGGUUCUCUGUCCUGUCUGGAGCUGGCCAUUGUCAAAGGCUCAGCAAUCCGCUACCUAGAGGAGCGGGGUGUAUGCAUUGCCAGGGUGAUGUCAGGCACGUUUAUGACAUCAUUAGAGAUGGCAGGGGUGUCUCUCACUCUGAUGCUGGCCAACCAGGACAUACUCAGGCUGUUUGAUGCUGAUACCACCGCCCCUGCCUGGCCCAAGGUGAGCAAUGUUACCCUAAGUGGACGGAACCGCACCAUUGGACCAACACAGGAACACACAGCAGAGCCAGAGAAUACCACCCAAGGCCCGCGCUCUGCUGUGCUGCGGCGGGUGCUGCAGGGGGUGUGUACCUCUCUCCUCGCCCAGCAGGAGGUGCUCAAUGAGCUGGACCGCGCAGCAGGAGAUGGUGAUUGUGGGAACACUCAUGCCCUUGCUGCACAGGCCAUCCAAGAGUGGCUCCAGGGACAUGUGACGCCAGACUGUCCUGGGCAGCUGCUGUCUUCUCUUGCUGGAUUGGUCCAGGAGCACAUGGGCGGAUCCUCAGGGGCGCUCUACAGUCUCUUCCUGACAGCCGCUGCUCCCCACCUCAAAGGCAAAACAGAGCUCAGUGCCUGGGCUGAUGCAGUGCAUGCUGGGAUGGAGGCCAUGAAGAGGUAUGGCGGAGCAGAGCAGGGUGACCGGACGAUGCUGGAUGCUCUGUGCCCUGCAGUGGAGGAGCUGAGUAAACUUUCCACAGUGCCUCCUGGUGGAGAAAUGGAAGUACUGCAAAGUGCUGUAGAGCGUGCGGUGUCAGGAGCGGAGAGAACACGCAAUCUCACAGCGAAGGCAGGGCGUGCCAGUUACAUCGCAGCACAGCAUGUGACCCAGCCUGACCCUGGUGCUGUUGCUGUAGCAACCAUACUGAAGGCCAUUCUCACUGCUCUGCAGGAUGAGGUGUAGGGAUAGAAGGAAGUGUUUUAUAGUCACCAGCAUCAUGCACUCUCAGUAAGAGCAGCGACCAGUCAAUCUGUGCACAUCUCCACUUAAACAUCUUAACACUAUCAGGUUACAUCAGAGCACUAGAACCUUAACACACAAAUAAUCAAGUUUGAGAUAAAAUUAUAAAAAGACAUCUUGCAGGUAGAUUAACAAAAAAUGUUAAUCCCACUACCACAGCAGGCAGCUCAUCCAUACCUUGUUACAGAGGGAGUGAAUAUCACUUUACCAGACAUACCCCUUUAACCCACUUUCUCUCUGAGCUCCCUGUCAUGAAGAGCAGCUGCUUGGUGCAGCAGUCAGGGAUUAGGAUGGUGCAAGGAUGGUCCAUUGUCUGUGUCAGUGUGCACAUGUGAUCAGAGAGAUGUACAGUAUGUGAAUUCCAGAAUGAAUAUUACAGCAAACAUUUCCCAACAGUCUAGAAUGAGAGCUAUGUAUUUUCAUGCUCCUAAUACCAGUGUGAGUAUCCUUCAUAAAGAGUAUUAAUCUACUACA
Messenger RNA from Lepisosteus oculatus (spotted gar), 2400 nucleotides. It is a transcript of the gene tkfc, whose product is annotated as triokinase/FMN cyclase. The record is from RefSeq and is a predicted model, not a curated record. Gene Ontology annotation, molecular function: ATP binding; glycerone kinase activity. Lineage: Eukaryota; Metazoa; Chordata; Actinopteri; Semionotiformes; Lepisosteidae. Gene Ontology annotation, biological process: glycerol catabolic process. Gene Ontology annotation, cellular component: cytosol.